GUGAUAUUAUUAACCAUGGUCUGAAGUUCAGGAACCACUAUUGAUUAAACAUGCCUGGUCUUGUUGCUUGUAACCGUCGUUGGGGAAUUGGAAGUGACGACCUCCUCUUUCCAGCAUUAUUUGAGAUAGGGAUCCGUAUGCUGUGGUUGUGUGUUGUCAUAGGAAUAUUUGUGAAACACCAAAUUCAUGCAAGCUGCGAUGGUUCAGAACUGUUAAGCAUCUACUUGAUUGGAGUUUUAGUUUGGUUGACCUUAGUUAUAGCUGUCAAUAUGGUGAUCAUAUGGUUUACUACUAAGGGAUCAAUUAUUGAGAUACGUCCUCGACAAUUUGUUUCGAAGCUGUUAUACUUUCGACUGGUGUUAGUAAUACCAGAAAUAGCUUGGACAAUCUUGGGAACUCUGUGGGCAUUUCCAUCAAGUAACCAUGUCUGUGAGUCAAAAGAUGUUGUAAUUAUAGUAAAGAUAGCUACUAUCUUAGCUUGGAUCAUGCUCCUUGCCAUAUUAUUAGGUGUGUUCAUUGUGUUUGAUCCUUUGGGAGCAGUCAAACUGGAGAAUUCAUUGAGCAAUCUUGAAGAUGAUCCAUCACUUUAUGUAGAACUCCCCACAAUAGCAGCAUUAAAGGCAAGACAAGUAUGGAAAUAUAGGAUGAAACUUCUGUGUUGCUGCUGUGCUGGAUUAGAUGAACACAGUCAACAUGCUUACACUGACAUAGCGUCAUUAUUUGCUUCGCUAUUUGAGGAUGUUGACUUGGUUCCAUCAGAUAUUGUUGUAGGGCUCGUCCUUUUACAUACAAAACAAUUUCAAGCAUUGCAGGCAGCGAGUUUAACAUGUGAUCAACCUGAUACAGCUACUCCAAGUUCCUCAUCCAUGGUUAUUACAGCUGGAUCUUGCUCUUCGGUAAUCACCAAAGUACCCACGCAGGAACAAGAGUGGAUGACCAUAAAUAUUGCUUGUCAUUUCAUGAAGUUUGCACGAGGCAGCUAUGGCUGGCCAAUGUUUAUGUAUUCCAACAUUGGUACAGGUUUAUGUCAGCUCUGGACAGAAAUGAAUUGCUGCUUGUGUUGUCGAGGACAACCAGACUUCGUUGUAGAUGACAACUGUUGCCUGUGCCAUGCAGCUGCAUUGAAGAAUAUUACAGGACUAAAAGACAGUGAUUUGAUAUAUGUGUCAUUUCAUAACCGUGUUUAUGCUGUUCCAUUUUAUGUAGCAAUAGAUCAUGCCACAUCUUCCAUUGUUGUGGCUAUUCGAGGAACACUCUCCUUAAGAGAUGCUCUAACGGACCUGAAUGCUGAGUGUGAAUUUCUGUUUCAUUCAGAGAACUGUCCUAGUGGUUUUCUAUGUCACAGAGGAAUAUAUCGUGCUGCUGUUUUUGUAAGAGAUAAGCUUGAAGAAAGCAAUGCUUUGAAUGAUGCUCUAGCUCUAUAUCAGAAUUACUCUCUUGUCAUCACGGGCCAUAGUUUGGGGGCUGGAACAGCUUCAGUUCUCGCUAUUUUGCUGAAACAGAAGUAUCCAGGGGUUCGUUGCUUUGCUUUCUCACCUCCAGGUGGACUUCUAAGUCCAGAUUUAGCAAAGCAAACAGAAGAGUUUAUAUUGUCAGUGAUGUUAGGGGAUGACUUUGUUCCAAGACUGAGUAUUCCUGCAAUUGAAGAACUGAAAAGUAAUCUAUUACAGUGCAUUUUGGAAUGUGAUCAGCCCAAGCAUAAAGUCCUCUUAGGUAGUUUCUGGAAUAUUGUCAAAAGUAACAUGGCUGCUUCUGAACAGAGUGGACCAGAGAAUCGAGCAGCAUCUCCUGGUGUUGGCAUACCUCUAUUAAACUCAACUCAUCAUAGUGUUACUCUUCCUUAUACUCAACCAGUGCAGAGAAAACAUUUUGGCAACUUAGAACGCCAUUGGUCGAAAUGUUCAUCUAUUCCAACAUUAGUGCCGCCAGGGGAAGCUUAUGUACAUACAGAGGACUGUGACAAUUUACCAGUGGAAGUGGGUAGAAGCCUCUUUCUUUGAUAGGAUUACUAUUACUCCAAAGAUGUUGUCAGACCACAUGCCUGAUACCCUCCACCAAGUACUUCAGACUUUCACUGAAGAAAGUGCAUAAUUUAUUUUUUGUCUCCAGGAUUGAUGCUAGUCACGAACUCAUUCUUCCUGAUAGAAAACAUAAAAUGAUUUUCGUCAAAUUCUUUUAUUCAUGUUUCAUUUGAUCACCGUGCUGUUGAAAUUGAAAAUAUUGUUCUUUAUUUACAUAUAAUUUUUUAAUGAUUUAGCAAGUUAUUUACAGUUUCUUUUCAGUUGUUUUACAGAUAACUAAUAACACAUUGUCGACGGGUUACGAGUUUACUCAUGUUUCGUGCAGAGAGUCUUUGUGUGCCAUUUAUUAAAACAUUGAGUUUGAAAGGAGUCGGACGUGUUUUAUUUUGUUCAUAACUCAACUAUAUUUUUUAUUAUUUAUUUGAAACUUACAUGAAGAUACCUAGUAAAUUUUUAAAGUGUGGUAUCUUGUAACACAGUUUCUUAUAUGGAGUGGAACCGCGCAAAACUUGCAUACGUUUCACUUCUUUUCCCAUGAGUACUACAAACUCUGCAGGCUCUGGUAGGAAAUUUCUUUUUUCCUGCAGAUGAAAUGAACACAGGAAUAUGCUGCUUCAUGUCACCAGGCAGUCUUCCUGGGGGAUCCUUAUGUGGGGCUCUCCUUGUACCUGCAGAUGAUGGAUUGGGUUCGUCCCUCUCCAGUUCCAGUGAGCCUUCUUUCUCUUUGUCAGUAAUCCAUUCUCUUGCCACAGAGAGGAGGAACUGCUUAUAUUUUAUUUUUUUGUGUUGAUUCAGGGCUUUGUAGAUUAUAUAUGAAUUGAAAAGGCUGUAAUUUAUUAGAUAAUUUUGUCCAUUUCACUGUUUUUCUAAGAAUGGUGUAGUACGAGAGGUACUGAUUUGCACAAUCAACACCUUUCAUGUGGACAUUGUAUUGCAGAACACACACAGGUUUUUUUAUUUCUUCUCCAGUUAUUCUUUUUUUCUUUCCUAUGGUAGAAACAGAUGAGUCAUAGAUUGUUGAAGCCAUUCUCACUUCUAUCUUGUCUUUCCAUAUGAAAACGAGAACAUCACCUUUUCUACGAAAAGCUGUUUCACCUUUUUUUAUCAUUGUUGAAACUUCAGGCUUGGCAGCAACCCUCUAUUAACUCUGAUUGUUCCACAGGGUCUUGAUUUAUGUUCUAGGAACAGUUUGACAAUGGAAGUACUGUUGUAAUAAUUGUCCUGGUAUACAUGGUGCCACAAUCCAAGAUUGGGAGCAAGAA
This is a messenger RNA of Limulus polyphemus (Atlantic horseshoe crab), 3283 nucleotides long. RefSeq names its product sn1-specific diacylglycerol lipase beta-like. Gene Ontology annotation, biological process: lipid metabolic process. NCBI's taxonomy places the organism in Eukaryota, Metazoa, Arthropoda, Merostomata, Xiphosura, Limulidae. Bases 51 to 2000 code for a protein of 649 amino acids. The transcript is spliced from 11 exons. The record is from RefSeq and is a predicted model, not a curated record.